UAAAACAAAGAAUUUCCUGACCGCUGCACCAAUAAAUUACUUCAGUCUCUUCUUUUUCCACAUGGUGUGCCUAGAAAUGAAAUUGGACAUAAUUGUCCAGUACUUUGAUAAAUGCUAACUGUAACGUUACAGCAAAGAAAACUUUGCAUGUCAUGUCUAAAGCCUUUAGACAGACAGUAGCAUAGACUUUCAUAUUGGCCAUCAGGGGAAAUGUGAUCUCUGACUGCCAGGAGCUGAUCUAAUCAGGGAGUCAAGAGCACCCUUCUGGUUUCUCACUUGGGAAAGGACCAUGUUUGAGCAGAUGCAACGGUUUCAUGCGUGGAUGUUCUCUUCUAAUGGCUGUAUUCGAAGCUGACUUGGAAGGCCCAGCUGUAUUAUUUUGCUGCCAGAAAAAAAGUGCCAGUGGUUGAAAAGCUACUUGACAGCAAACAGAACGCAGUACUGUUGUCAUCUGGACUGAAUUUGGGAAAUAAGCUCAUGUUUUCAGUUAAUUUAUUGAUGUAGAAAGUCAGUAGGACAGAACUAGAAUAUUUUUGGUGACUGACGUUCGAGUUGGCCGCUUUGCCUUUUUAUCCUGGUUCUGAUGUCAAGCCAUGAAGCCUACUUGCUGUUCGUUGGAUCUUUUCUACUCUAGCGAGAGAGACUGUUCUGUUCCUGUUGGCAUCAGCCUGCCGUGUCCUGUUGGCAGUGCUUUGGGCAGUAGGUUGUUACAGUGAGAGUCCAGGAGUUCUCUGGGGAAGAUUCGUGCAUUCAGGCAAACUCACGUGGAGUGGGAGUGUCUCUCUGUCUUGCAAUGGAUUUGAAAGUCUUAUGUCAUUCCCCUCUUGGCAUUUGAAGCAGUCACAGCUUUCAAAUUGAUGAGGUUCUGUCUGUCUGCUGUUUUGACUUUUUGUCUUCACAUCUGCAUUUUCAGAUUUCAGUGGUUCUGGUUCUCUGUAUUCCUUCUAGUUCUUGAAGCCCUUUUCUUCUUAGACUUCUGUUUCUACAAAUCAUACAGAACUUCCAUGUGUUCCUUGAUUACAUCUGUUUUCUUUAAUUUCUUUGAAGAUGACUGACCUUGUAGCACGUAUCUGUCUGGAGAAUGAAUGAGCAGGUGAGCUGGAGGCAAAAGAGUUGGACACCAUGCAUCUUAUUUCACAAAGUGAAUGUAUUUUGCAUCUUAUUUUAUUUUUUCCACUAGUGUGUCUAAAGUAAUUUCUGCUUCCAUCUUGUCAAGUGAUUAAUCUGCCUGUAUUUUCCUAAGCUUUCUUGAAAUUCGUACUUCUUGUUGCUAAGUAGGAGUGUUAAUACAGUAAGGAGCAAAAAUACAGCUUUUUCUGUUAAAGCUGGAGAUAGUUUUUUUUUUUUUUCAUUGUAGAAGGAAAAGCCCAGUGAGCAGAAGAGAAGGAUAAUUUAAGAUGUUUCCUUGGGUUUUUAAACUCAUUGUUAUCUGAGAAGGACAUUCUUUCUUGCUUCUUUGUGGUGUAAUUGUUGGAUUUGAUGUUUAGUCUGUAGUAUUCUGAAACGCUAAACCAAAAUGUAUAGUAUGAUCAGCAUGAUUUUUGCCUCUGUGGUUGCUGAAACUCAGAUCUGGAGUUUUUUGAUAGUUAGUCUGUUUCUAAGGCAUAACAGCACUGGGUGUACAAUUCUCUGAUGGACAUUAAUUAAAAUAUCUGUGCUGUGUUCACUUAUACUUUCUUUCUUUUUUUUCUUUCUUGUCUCCUUUCUUUGUUUUGUUAAGCAUUGCAGGCUGUAUGUACCGAGUAGUUCAGACGACGGGACCAGAUGGAAAAAACCUUCUGAAAUUACUCCCAAUUUCUAAAUCUUCUGGAAACUCUGUGCCAAUAGUUCAGUCUUCAGCCAUGUCAAAUAAUCCUAAAGUGAAUGUUUCUAGUCCAGUUCAUCUUGCUUUUAAGACACAGCUUGCCAGUACUGCUGCAUCUUCAUCUGUUAAGAUACCUGUUUUUCAGUCUCCUAAUUCUGGAAAGAUUAUCCUUGCAAGGACGUUAGACAAACAGGGAGGUGUUAGAGCAGGUUCUGAUAAAGAAAGCUUAACGACAGAAUCAGCUGCUGACAUUCAGAGUAGUUGUGUUUCAGUUGAUAGACGGUCUUUGCAGAAUGCUGCCGUAACGAGUUCAUCUGAGCAGAGUCACACUGCACACAUGUCGGGAAACACAAAAGACAAUCCCAUUUCUGUGAAGCCUCCAGUACUGCCCUCUGGCCACCACCUCCAGAUACCAGCGGAUGCAGAAGUGAAAUCUGUCCCAGCUUCUUUUUUACCGGCUUCAAUCCAGCAAAAAAUACUUGCCGCUGCAGCAACAAAUGUGUCUGAUGGAGCUGAUAGUAAAAAAAUGCCAAUGGUGAUUUAUGUGUCACCUGUGAACGCAGUGAAAACAGUACUUCCCAAGCGUUUGCAAGCUGAUGACCCCAAACCCGCCCCAGAUGUUUCAAAAACAUUGCUAAUGACAGCUCCACAAAGGGCACAUAGCUCUUCUGCUGAGACAGGAACGUCUGAUGGUCAGCAGUGCCAGCACACACCAAUGAAAUGGAUUGUGCGAGAAAGUCCGCAGUUGCCAGCGCCUUGCCUUAUUCCUGUGAAGUCAUCAAAUAACGUGGCUUCCAAGAUCUUGAAAACUUUGUCAGAUACGAAGAAUGUAGAAAUUAACUCUGCAAAUAUUUUGUCACACUGUUCUACUGGUUCUGGUGUAAGCAAAACAAAAAUCACAUCCAUUAAAGAUAAUGCUCUGGUCAUGUGCAAUGGGAAAGUCUAUUUAUUGACCAGGAGAGGCUCUGAUGUUCUAUCAGCCCAAGCUGACGUGCAGGCAUCUUCCUCUUAUGGUGCUUCACUUAAAAAGGGAACGUCCAAGCUAAUUGAUUCAACUGAAGUCACGAAAAUAAGCAAUAAAGUGGUGAAUCUGGUAUUGUCUAAAAGCAAAGGAAUGCCGUUACCUCAGAAAGAUCCUAAAGUGUGUACAAACUCUAAAGUUUCUUCACCUGGAAGUUUAAGAAAUAACUUAAAGUCUGUACCUGCAGCUCUGGUGAUACCAAGUGUUGAGGAGCAGAGUUCCACUGUAAACCAGGGAAAGAGUUUGCCUUUCAUGGAGAGCAUCUCAAGUGGAAUGACCCCAGUUAUGGCAUUAGGGAUGCAGGAAAAUGCGUGCCAAGAUGGCAAGGAAAUGAUUCAUUCCCCCAAAGCAGCAAGUGCUGUUUUACCUCAGUCUGAACAUGAGCGUGCUUUCAGUGAAGACUGGCAAAAGGUCCAGCGUAAAAAGAUGUAUUCACUAGGAAAAGUUAAUCAAAUAAAAGACCAAGAGAAGCCACAUUGGAAACAGUAUUUCCAAUUAAGGACAAAAUUUGGUCUCUAUAAGGAGGAGAGAGUCUACCUUAAGAGAAUACCAUUAACAACCUACCGUGAGAAACCAGAUGAGAGGGUGAGCUCCAGUAACAGCUUGGAAAGGAAAAAUGAUUCUUGCCCUUCCUCCUCAUUAGAUGUGACAAUAACAGACCAACAUCGGAAAUGUAUUAAAGAGGAAAAGGUUAUUUUGGGUCUAGAAGAGGGUUUAUCUAAGAAAAGAAAAACAAAAUCUUCACUGCCAGACAGUGGAAAGAGAAGGAGAACAUCAGUCAAGUCAGCCACAAGUUCAGGUACAGAAGACAGUGGCCCAAGUUCUAUCACACUAAACAGAAGUGUUUCUCCUCCGCCUGCCUUAUUGCAGCAAAGUAUUUCCACAGACUUUAUAUCCUCAGCAGGCGCUGAGCAGGAGCCGUGCUCCCAAAAUAGCGAUGUUACAGACUCAGAUAUUCCAGUGUUAGUGUCCUCUGAAGACCACGCUUCACUUUUUGAAGGCUCAUUCAGAGAUGAUGCUUUCCCUUUGACUCCACCAGACUUGGAUGAAACGAUCCGGGACGAGAAGAUUAAACGACUCAAACAGCUCUUGAGAGAGCGGGAAGCAGCACUUGAAGAAAUGCGUAAAAAAAAUGCAGCAAAUCUGAAAUACUGAAGGUGGUGGUGGUCUGAACCAUAUUCAUCUUCAUCUCAGUGACUUGAAGAAGAAAUUUUGCGUUUGAAUGAAGAUGAAUAUUUCUGGAACACAGAGGACCUUAAGGAAAUUUACUAUGUGUAUUUAUAAAAAAUAAUUUUCCUAUUAAAGACUAGAAAUAAAAGACUUGGACCACCAGAUUGUGCUUCUGGGACAUGUAUGUGUAUCAGAAUACAGAAGAGAGUGUUUUUACUAUUUUUAGCAUAUCCUCUGUAUUUUGCAUUAAAGGGGUUUCUCUAUUAGUCUUAGAAAAUAAACUUCCCCAAUUUGGAAAUUCGUAGCCCAUCUAUUAGAGACGGAGUGCAAAUAGCACCCCCUCCUUGUAAAUAUAUAUUUUUUUGUUUUCUUAAUAUUUUAUAAUGCAUGAAAACUUUUGUGAAUUACUAGGAACUGUCAUUUGUCAUAUAAGGUCCAUGGUCAGUGUUUAAUAAAUGCUAUUUAAGAGGUUUGGGGAUUAGUCUUCAGGCAGUAAUGAUGCUGAUAUCCAGUGGAACCAGUACUAACAGCUGCUGAAGUGUACCAGUAAAGUUAUUUAGGUACGUGUUUCCUGCAGUUAUUGUUGUAAGCCUUUAUAAGGCCUUUGACAGAUGUGCAAUGUUGAAGUUUGGUUGUAGGAUUAUUUGGUGGUUGGGUAGGGUGGAUUGUUUGUUUUAUUUGAAUGAGUUAAACUGAAUCAUUCCUUAUUUAAGCAAAAAAGAUACAUUUCUUUGUCUGUGAGUGGUAUCUUUAAUAAUUCCUGAUGAAUGUCUCAUCCGUUAACUCGAUCAGUCUUUAUUUGAAUGUCUCCUUCGUUUGAUGCUGCCUACGUUUUGCACUGUAGGAGAGAGAGAGCACUGAAGCUGUCUUUGCCAUCGUGAUUUUUAUAGCUCUUCAGUGUGUUUCCCCAGCAUGUUUUGUCAUGUGGUGUUUGGAGGCCUUCUGCUCCUCUCUGUUGUCCAUGUCACAGGAUGAGCUAGGUUGGAAGAGACUUUGAAGAUCAACACGUCCAACCAUCAGCCUGAACAGGUCCCAUCGCUAACCCAUGUCCCUUUGUGCCACAUUAAAUGUUGUCACAUCACUGAA
Meleagris gallopavo (turkey) is the source of this 5081-nucleotide messenger RNA. The record is from RefSeq and is a predicted model, not a curated record. NCBI's taxonomy places the organism in Eukaryota, Metazoa, Chordata, Aves, Galliformes, Phasianidae.